AUGGAAAAGGAACGAAGUAGAGGCAGAGUGAGAAAGGAAUCUACUCAAGGACGCUCUACGGAUGGAGAUGAAGCUGAAUUCAGGCGAGAUCGGAACCAAAACAGAAGCAUGGUUCAAACCCAAGAAAGGGAGUGUUUUUCCCAAGAAGAAGAGGUUAGUAAAGAGAAUGAUGUUUGA
Dovyalis caffra is the source of this 177-nucleotide messenger RNA. The record is from the annotation of a GenBank genome assembly. NCBI's taxonomy places the organism in Eukaryota, Viridiplantae, Streptophyta, Magnoliopsida, Malpighiales, Salicaceae.